Emys orbicularis (European pond turtle) is the source of this 1574-nucleotide messenger RNA. It is a transcript of the gene DUS2, whose product is annotated as dihydrouridine synthase 2. The coding region runs from base 99 to 1574 and encodes 491 amino acids. Lineage: Eukaryota; Metazoa; Chordata; Testudines; Emydidae. The transcript has 16 exons. Gene Ontology annotation, cellular component: cytoplasm. Gene Ontology annotation, molecular function: tRNA binding; flavin adenine dinucleotide binding; tRNA dihydrouridine synthase activity. Gene Ontology annotation, biological process: tRNA dihydrouridine synthesis. The record is from RefSeq and is a predicted model, not a curated record.
GCCGGUGCAGGGUAGGUGUGUGGUUGCAGCAGUGCAGCGCGAGGGCGACCGAGGUGCCGUUGGCCAGGAUCUGUUGGGCAGAGCAUACAACAAAAGGAAUGACUGUGAACACUCCAGCGCUCUGUUUCAGAAGCAAGAAAAUUCUUGCUCCCAUGGUGCGGGUUGGAACAUUACCCAUGCGUCUUUUGGCUUUGGAUUUUGGUGCUGAUAUUGUGUAUUGUGAGGAGCUGAUUGACAUAAAGAUGGUGCAGUGCAAAAGAGUUGUAAAUGAGGUGCUUGAAACAGUGGACUUUGUAGCGCCUAACGAAAGAGUUGUUUUCAGAACGUGUGUGAGAGAGAGAGAUUGUGUUGUCUUUCAAAUGGGAUCAGCAGAUGCUGAGAGAGCCUUGGCUGUAGCCAAGCUUGUAGAGAAUGAUGUAGCUGGGAUUGAUGUCAACAUGGGCUGUCCAAAAGAAUAUUCUACUAAGGGAGGUAUGGGAGCAGCGCUGCUGUCUGAUCCUGACAAAAUUGAGUGUAUUCUGAGUACCUUGGUUAAAGGAAUUUGUAAACCAGUGACCUGCAAAAUCCGAAUCUUGCCUUCGCUUGAAGACACUAUAAGCCUGGUGAAGAGGAUAGAAAAGACUGGUGUUGCUGCCAUUGCAGUCCAUGGAAGGAAGAAGGAGGAGAGGCCUCAACAUCCUGUCCACUGUGAAGUGAUCAAAGCCAUCUCUGAGGCAGUCUCUGUUCCUGUAAUAGCAAAUGGAGGAUCUCAUGACUUCAUCAAAGAAUAUACUGACAUUGAAGCCUUCCAACAAGCAGCAGGUGCUUCAUCGGUAAUGAUAGCUCGUGCUGCCAUGUGGAACCCAUCCAUCUUCAGAAGAGAAGGCCUUUGUUCCUUGAAGGAAGUCAUGCAAGAAUACAUCAAAUACGCAGUGAGAUAUGAUAAUCACUAUACCAACACAAAGUACUGUCUGUGUCAGAUGUUAAGAGAACAGUUAGAAACCACAGAGGGAAAGAAACUGCAUGCUGCACAGUCGACUCAAGAAAUCUGUGAAGUCUUUGAAAUGGGCAGUUUCUAUGAAGAAACAACAGCUAUUCUGGAAGCUAAGGCAUCAUUAAAGGCCAAGACACAAGAUGAAGAUGAGCAGAUGGAAGACACAGAUGUGAUAAAAAUGGCUGUUAGAUUUGACAAGCGAGAAUAUCCACCACAGAUUACUCCCAAAAUGUAUCUCUUAGAAUGGUGUAGGAAGGCGAAGCACCCACAACCUGUUUAUGAAACUGUUCAAAGACCAUUAGAUAAAUUAUUCUGUUCAGUUGUCACAGUAGCUGAACAAAAAUAUAGAUCAACCUUAUGGGACAAGUCAAAGAAGCUAGCAGAACAGGCUGCAGCUAUAGUCUGUCUUAGGACUCUGGGUCUCCCAGAGGGGAAGCUUAACGAGGGAGAAAACCACCUGAUUAACAAACGCAAGAGAGAGAACGAGGAGUUCCUGAACAACAAAGAACAUGAAGAUGACCACCUUGUUGAGGCUUCACAUAAAAGAGCUCAUUUUACUGAGGGAGCUUCUGACUCCAGCUCUUCUGAGGUGCCACGAUAG